AUGAUCGCGACCAACAUGAUCAAGGAUGUGCGAGUCCCUCUCAAGUCGGGUGGAGCAACUACAUGUCGAGGAUGUCAACAAGGGAAAAUGGUCCAAAAACCAUUUCCAAGCAACCGAGACAAGCGCAGCUACGAUACGUUUGUGCUGCUUCAUCUGGACAUCUGCGGGCCCAUGGAAAAGGAUUCGCUCGGUGGCAGCAAAUAUUUGCUGCUGAUCAUCGACGAAGCCAGUGGAUGCAUGAAGGGAUUUUGUCUACGAGUGAAAUCCAAGAGUGAAGACUACAUCCGGAAAUAUAUCACCAUGGUACAGACGCAAUUCUGUAAGAAGGUCAAGUUCGUGCGACACGACGGAGCUCGCGAGUUUGCAACCAACUCGCUUCAACUGUUCUACGAAGACGAAGGCAUUGAACAGCAGACAACGGUGCCGUAUGCACAUCAAACAAACGGAACAGCAGAGCGUGCCAUUAGGACUAUUGUCACGAUCGGCCGCAGCAUGCUUCAUCAUGCCAAACUGGACAAGUGUUUCUGGGCCGAAGCAGCGAUGACGGCCAUCUACGUCAAGAAUCGACUGCCGUCACCUAAAGUCGUGCACAAGACCCCGUUUGAGAUCGUCUACAACUUGAAACCAAGCGUCAAGCACAUGCGAACAUUCGGAUGUCAGACGUACAUACUGACGCCUAAAGAGAAUCGACUCGGGGGGGGAUCCAAAGGCUCGCGCUGGCAUAUUCGUGGGCUACGAAGAAGUUUCGAAGGCAUAUCGUGUUUAUGA
Peronospora matthiolae is the source of this 768-nucleotide messenger RNA. NCBI's taxonomy places the organism in Eukaryota, Oomycota, Peronosporomycetes, Peronosporales, Peronosporaceae. The record is from the annotation of a GenBank genome assembly.